AUGGCCUCCAAGACAGAACCAUCAACCAAGAACUCCACUUCCACAACACCUUACCAAUACGAGAGAAGGUCUGGCAAAUGUCCAGUAUGCUUCAAGCAUGCUUCAUGUUCUCACAGUCGAUUAUUGAUCAAGACAUCUGGCUUUGAUAAGCCAUUCAUUGGUUGCUAUAACAGAAUGGUCUAUCAACAAGCUAUCGUUCCCGAGCAUCAAGCAGAUUUAUAUGAUGGCGUGAUCAUCAAUUCUGUUGCAGAAUUUGCUAGUAGUCUAGCAGCAAUCAAACCAGCAUCUUGGAAUGGCUACAGAGGUUUAUUAAUUGCCAAACUCUAUGAGCCGAUUGCUAAUUUCGCAAAGCAAAUGGGCUUCCUUCCUAAAGAUUUAAUUCUCUCCAUCAAGGAAGAAAAGAUGAAGGAAGAUAAGAAGAAUAAUUUAAUUAAUAAUAAUUUAAAAAAUAAUCAGUAUCAUGAUGAAGAUAUUAACCCGAUGAUGGAAGAUGAUGUGGUGAGUGUUGAUCUUGGUGCUGUAAUUGAUGUAGAUGAUGAACAAAUGCUUCCACCUAGUGUAUUGGCAAGCGAUAGUGAUAAUACUUCGUCAUCUAACAAUACAUCACCUCCAUCAACAACAAAGAGUGAAUCCACCACUACUAACAAGAAGAAGAAACCAGCAGAUCUUCCACAGUAUAAGAAGGCUGCAAUUAAGAAAGCCUCUGCAAAGAAGCAACAAGUCAUCAACAAACAACAAGUACUUUCCACAAUCUACACAACAUCAUCAUCGACUCACAAUAAUCAACAAGCACACAAUGUUAAUUAUCAAAUAAUUUGUGUUCAUGAUAGAAGCAAGAAGGAAAGAAGAUUGGUCCGCUUGAGAGAACAAGAUUUUGAAUCGGUGGAUAGUUUUCAUGUGGCUCUUCGUCGUGAAUUACAAUUAAAUUGUGGAUUUAAAUUUGAAAAGCUAAAAUUCAAGCUUCCAGGCUUGAAACGUUCCAUUGAUUUAAAGAAGAGUGAAAUGGAAAUUAUUGCUGGUUUUGUUAGAGAGAGAAAAUAUGAUGAGAUUUUAUUUCGUUUUGGAGUAAGAAUGGAGAAUGAUUUAAAAUUAUCUAAUGAUUCAAAGCUUACAAGCUCUGAAUAA
Messenger RNA from Naegleria gruberi, 1125 nucleotides. RefSeq lists its product as uncharacterized. Bases 1 to 1125 code for a protein of 374 amino acids. The transcript has a single exon. The record is from RefSeq and is a predicted model, not a curated record. NCBI's taxonomy places the organism in Eukaryota, Heterolobosea, Eutetramitea, Acrasida, Naegleriidae.